Molecule: messenger RNA, 3784 nt
Organism: Aethina tumida (small hive beetle)
Lineage: Eukaryota; Metazoa; Arthropoda; Insecta; Coleoptera; Nitidulidae
Product: GRAM domain-containing protein 2B
Exons: 12
Coding region: 486-2486 (666 amino acids)
Biological process (GO): intracellular sterol transport
Cellular component (GO): endoplasmic reticulum-plasma membrane contact site; endoplasmic reticulum membrane; plasma membrane
Molecular function (GO): sterol transfer activity; sterol binding
Source: RefSeq, a predicted model, not a curated record
AAACUUGUACUAUCCCACCAUUUUGUAUAAUUGUACAUUGUACAUAUAAUAAGUAUAGUGUUAUCUCGCAUGAUAAAGAUAUUAAAUGUGUCGAAACAAGUCGCGUGUUUGCUGCUUAAAAAAUACGCUUGUGUUGGUUGAUUUUUGUGAAUCGUUUUUCGUAUCCAGUGAAUUGUUGUUGGUUUGUUUUGAGAUUACCUUCUAAGCAAUCGGUAUACCUAUCAAUGUUUACUUUAACUGCAAACUCUUAUUUAUAUUGCGAUUACUUACUUAUUUUUAAUGUUUAAUACGACCUUGUGGAAUUAGUGUUGUUUACUUCACAUAGUGUAAUUAUCAAACACUUAUGCAUAAUUAUAACGAAAAUUACGUUACAACUAAAUUAACUAAAAAGUGGUUUCGUAAAUAAAUGAUAAAUCAGACAACAUAUUUAAUCGUUUUGUAGUUACCCUAUUAAAUAACUUUAAAAUUUCAAUCAAAUUUUGGACAUGUAUCAAAAGCCACUUAGGCCAGAAGCAGAAAGUUUGUUCCGCAGUAAUAAUGAACCAGCAAAAAGUCCACUUUUAAUAAAACGAUUCAAGUCUCGCAGUGAAUGUAGUGCUACAGAAAAAAAAAGUGUUCCCUUAAGAACACACUCAGAGUGUGACUAUGACAGUGUACAAAGCGUUUCCGAUGAUGAAGUGGAAUUGAGAUAUUUUUCAAAUAAUGAAAAAGGAAAGAAAUCUCGACACAGUUUGAAAUCUCUUAGCAACAGUUUUAGGAACUCCUUCAGGGUAAAACGGUCGAAAAGCUGCAAUGACCGAGAAGAUGCACCCAAGAUUAAACCUAAAAGAUCCACCACCAUUAGGCUCAUCACAUCAAUUUUAUUUUCCACGCCAAUAGGACUAUUAUCUUUGUUCACCGAAGAUGACAAAUUAAACCUUUCAUUAAUGCCUUUCAGACAAUCUGUACCACCUGCGCCGCUUCUUAUUGAAGAUCCACCCAGUAACGACGAUGGAUCCACAGAUCUGGAAGAGAACAUAAAAUACUUAGGAGACCCCGCGCUCCUUAAUGGAGCCGACAAUGAUAACAUCGGAAGGCGAUUGAGCUUACCAGUGUCAAAAGUGUUUGGGUUUCCUAAGAAAGCUAGAACUAAUCGUUCAAAUAGCGAAGCAUGGUCAUCUGGAAAUUUUCGGAGCGCGGGGGCAAAAUCGGCUCCAAGCACACCGCACGGGGGAGGCAGUGGCAGUAGUUCCAUCGGUAGCUCAGUGUUGGGUGUUGCUGCCGGCCACAGCGGCGGUCUGGUCAUCAACGCCCUCGGUACCACCACCACCACCACCACCAACUCGGACUUGUUUGGCACAACGGUGUCGCAACCGUGCACCCCUAAUUGCACGUCACCUUCUAUCCAGCGCAGCCCUAGUCAUUCGGUCUUUACCAAAUGUGAUAAAACUAAUCUGAAAAAUCUAUCGACAUCAACACCCCAGAUGACAGCGCAAGGCCAGCUUAAUGAGCCCCCUAGUCCGAAAACCAUAAAAGAGGCAAAAGUUCGUCCAACAUCAAAGUCUCACCAAAAGAAAUUUAACAGACAUUUUCAUACUGUCGACGACGAAGUUGUUUUAAACCAUUACCUCUGCGCACUGAUCGGGGAUAUCCUGUUACAAGGUCAUCUCUAUAUAACACAUAAUUACUUUGCUUUCUACUCAAAUGUAUUCGGAUACGUCACAAAGUUGCUGAUACCGAUUCUAUCGGUGAAGGAAAUUACCAAAGAAAAGACUGCAAAAAUCAUUCCGAAUGCAGUAGGAAUUAAGACAAUUGAAGACAAACACGUGUUCGGAAGUUUAAUGUCCAGAGAUGCAACGUUGGAUUUCAUGACUAAAGUAUGGAAUAAAGCAAAACAGGCUGAUGCGAACUCUAUUGUUGCUGAAACACCAGAUGACCAAGAAAUAGAGGGGGAUUCUAGUGAAUCUGGAGAAAGUGGUAGAGACAGUCCGUUGGAAGAAGAGCAACCAACAUUUAAAAAAUGCGACAAUUUACCUGUUCAGUCACAAUCGGAAACUGAAAAACCUAUUUCAGUUGCCUGUGAGAGACGCAGUUCCCAAGGUAUCACAAGGACUCUGCAAAAUGCAAUUUCAGAAUUCUCAAAACUGCCACGCCAAAGCCUGAUUCUGUUUGCUACGACCUUACUGUUAAUAUUAUUAUUUUUAUCAGCUGGUGUUUUACUGUACCGAAUUAGUAAAAUACAAAAUCGUUAUUCACUGGCCCUACAAGAUUCUAGAUCAGCAGGCGGAGGAGACGACAUAUAUAAUAACAUUUUGCAUUGGCAGUCUCAUCUGCACACAAGGUCUGCGGGAGCUGUGAAUAAUUUUUUAGACAGUAAUCUUGACCAGAUUGCCAAGGUGCGGCAGUCGUUAGAAGCGUUAUCAACACUGCUAUUAUCAAAAUCGAAUCCUAUACCUAAGAAGGAAGAUAAAGGUCACAAUGAACAAAAGACAGAUAGAAACAGUUAGCAAAAUAAGGGCAAGUUAUUUGAAGCUUUGUCGCCAAGUGGUAACUAGAGUUCAAUAUCUUGUAACGAAACAAAACUCAGCAGUAUUCUAUUUAAUAGAUUCCCUUGCAAUAACAUAUAGAUCCACCAUAAGAACUGAUAAACUGGUAACAAGAGAAACAGAACAGAUAAAUAAUAUCAAACAAUAGCAAUUUCGAUAUAUUUAUAUUAGUGUUUACAUUUUGCCAAAAAGUUGUUGCCAUACUUCUGUCUAAACCUAAAGUAUUGUGCACAUUAAAAAAAAAUUAAGCUCAAUUAAGCUCAAAAAUGAUGAAUUACUUGCUAGGCUUAUUUUAAUCGAGCACGAGGUCACUUGAAUUAUUUAGGUAUUUAAAUUUUAUUUAUGUUACUAACAUAUUUUUAAAUUUCCCUUGUCUAUUCGGAAAAUUAAGAAAUAUUUCAUAAUAAUAUUUGGUAGGCCUAAUUUUUUUAUAAUUAACUCUUAAAUCCUGUAGCGGAAACAUACUAGUUCAAAUAAUUUUAAUUCCAAAUAACUUUCGAUAAACAAAAUGAGAGGUUAGGCUAGUUGUGUAUCAUAUACACUGUUAAUGAUUUUCGUAGUGCAAUUUUGCAUUUAUUAUCAAUAUAUUUUAUACUGUUAUAUGGAAAAAUGUGAUUGAGGUAUAUGGGUGACAUGUAAUGUAAUUUCAUAAAAUAUUUAUGAAUUAACUGAUAAAAUUAGUUACUUAAAUUUAAUCUUUAUAUCGGCAACCUUUUUUUUUAUUUUAUUUUGUGUAAUUUGAUAUCAAUUUAUAUGUCUCAAUAAUUUAUUUGUUAAUAAUUGAUUUAAAUGGAUGACUGUAAUAACCAAGAGCAGAAACUAUUUAAACGGACUGUGAAGUGAUUGUAUGUACAAUUCAAUAUUUUUGUAGUUAGUUUUGUAUAGGAGAAUUUCAAGUGAAUGUAAAGUUUGCGUUUUUAAAGUUUGAUGUAUCAUACCCAUCAUGUUACUAGUUUUAUUAUAGUUACAUAGGGAUCUAUUCAGUAACUAGUCCAAUAAAUUAUAUAGAUGAGAUUAAAUGACGUUAUGCAUACGCCAAAUAUGACUACUUUUUUAAUUUGUUAUUAGUUACAGAAUAAUCCCCGAUAUAAUUUAUUAUUUAGGAUAGAGUUGGUUCCUUAUUGUUAACAUGUCGAUUAUAUUCUUUUUAUUUGAACAUAUUUUGUUGGUAUUUGUUAUUUAACUGUUUUUAAUAUAGAACAACCUGUGAUAUCUUAUUUGUUUUUUGUGCUUUUCCAUUAAACAUAGUGUUUCACUAA